Molecule: messenger RNA, 990 nt
Organism: Acinonyx jubatus (cheetah)
Lineage: Eukaryota; Metazoa; Chordata; Mammalia; Carnivora; Felidae
Product: putative hydro-lyase KRH_21160
Exons: 3
Coding region: 1-879 (292 amino acids)
Source: RefSeq, a predicted model, not a curated record
AUGAAGGUAUUUGAAGCUGCUUCAGAGGCAAGGGCGGGUCCUUUACUCUUCACCUCUCGCCGCCCCAACCCCGCCCGCGCCCCAGCAUCCUUGCAACCAGUUGAAUCAAUUCACAGUUCAGGAGCCUGGGGAACGGAAUUGGUUUCUGUAUGUGAAACAGGUCUGCCCCUCUGGGGAAGCCCAGAGGGGAACGUCCGGAGGGCCUUUUCCAGGGCUGGGCGGGAGGGGAACGAGUCCGGCGCGCGGAUCGGGGGCUCGAGGGAGGUGCAGAGGCCGAGCCCCCGAGCCCCAGACCUUCUCUCCCGGCCCCCAGACCUCCACGGUCGUUGCCCCUCCGGCGCGGGGCGGGUGAUUGGCAGUUGCCGCAGCUCUAGGGGGACCCGGGUAUCCAGGACCUGUGGCCGCCGCCGGUUGCCGUCCGCUCGCUCGGCGGCGAGGUUUCCGCGGCCCCAUGACCUGGCCUGGGCUGGGGCAGCCGCGACGGGCGGCGACCCCCGAGCUGGAGCCCGGGCGGCUCGCGGUGGGUCGGGGGCAGCCAGGGAAGGUCCCGAGGCCUACGGUGGGCAGCGCCGAGCCUGGAGGAGACGGCCGCGGGCGGAGGCGGGGGGUCUGGACUGCCCCCCUCAGGAGCUGCCCCGGGCCGCACCGCCACCGUCACGGCCCGGCCGCCCCUGCCCGCCGUGCGCUUCCUCUUGGAGCCGCAGGCCUCAGCGGGGACUCUGGGGGGCCGCGGCGGGGCCCGGCACGCGACGGCCUCUGGGGAGUUGGGGUCUGGGGAGACCGGGCUUCAUCCCCCGCUCGCCCAGGCCGCGAGACCCUCGGGAGGCGCCUCCGCGAGGCCAGAGAGCAGCGGGCUCCCGCCGCUUCCCCUCUUCCUGAGCCCAAGGAAUCUUCCGAUAAUUCUGCCGCCACGACUUGAACCGUGCGCGAGGCGAGCUCGAAACAAACAUCACAUCUAAAUUAAAAAAAAAAAAAAAAAGAAAAAAAAAA